AUGCGUUUUUUGUUUGUAAUCUCUUUUUUCCCAUUAGUGAUCCAUACUUUUGGUGAUGGGACCCACAAAAACUAUUACUAUACUAACCUCGGAGCUCCGCCGGAUAAUGAAACUGUAAUCCGAACCAAGGUUAAACGAGGGAUCUGCCUUCGAGACCACGAUUUCAUCUGCAACUCACAUAAUCCCAAUCUAACUUGCACUUGUUACCAAUACGAUAGUUCCAAGGUAAUAUCCCCUGCUGACUUAACCUAAUGUAACUUUUCCUUUUUAGCCUUUACAGUACGCAAAAUGUGAUCAGAAGUUCCAACUGAUGGAUCCCUCAACAAAUGUCUUGAGAUUCAAAUCCCCAAUGCCCGCCCAUCCUCGAUACAUCGAUUUUGUCGAUGAAAUGUUUGUUAAGGUGAUAGCCGAUACAGCUGCUAUCGAUAAAGUAAGUCUACACAAUUCAAAACAUUUUUCAGAGUAAUAUUUUCAUAUUGAGAAAAACAUGUAACUCCCGAUUCAUGUAUCUCUACUUUGGAAUCAUUCACGAUCUUAGCGAGGUCGACUUCAAUAAUAUCAGAAUGAUGGACACCAGUUACAUCACUCCCAGAAUCUUCCUCAGUAAUCGAAAUCUGAUGGAACAAGUUUGGGUCCCAGCUCAAGCCAUUGAUAAAGUAAGAUGAGAACUUUGUGUCUUAUAUGUCUUCCUUCAUAGAUCACUUCUUUGCCGGAGGUCGUUUGUCAGAAAUGCGAAUGGUAUCGACAGAACAUGCCCAAUACUGACAUAGAUACCCAGACCAAGAAAGCCAUGUUGGAAACAAGUAAAAAGGAGACAUUCUGGGUCGAAGAUGAAGAAGAAAAGAAGACCCCAGGUCUCACAAAUUCACACAUAGCUAUGAUAGUGGGUGCAAGUGUACUGUCCUUACUCCUCUUAUCCAUUUUGGGCUUCUCCCUUGUCAACUAUUUCUGCAAAAAGAACACCUGA
Bursaphelenchus xylophilus (pine wood nematode) is the source of this 967-nucleotide messenger RNA. NCBI's taxonomy places the organism in Eukaryota, Metazoa, Nematoda, Chromadorea, Rhabditida, Aphelenchoididae. The record is from the annotation of a GenBank genome assembly.